This is a messenger RNA of Sus scrofa (pig), 2496 nucleotides long. RefSeq names its product TGF-beta activated kinase 1 (MAP3K7) binding protein 1 (gene TAB1). Gene Ontology annotation, cellular component: cytosol. The record is from RefSeq and is a predicted model, not a curated record. Gene Ontology annotation, molecular function: protein serine/threonine phosphatase activity. Gene Ontology annotation, biological process: protein dephosphorylation. NCBI's taxonomy places the organism in Eukaryota, Metazoa, Chordata, Mammalia, Artiodactyla, Suidae.
AGCGCGGUCCUCCCGGCCGGCUCCGGGCCGCUCUAGCCGCCCUUCUCGCCUGCUCUGCGGGAGGCGGGCGCGCCAGCGGGGGUCCCUCCAAGAUGGCGGCGCAGAGGAGGAGUCUGCUGCAGAGUGAGCAGCAGCCGAGCUGGACGGAUGACCUGCCGCUCUGCCACCUCUCUGGGGUUGGCUCAGCCUCCAACCGCAGCUAUUCUGCUGAUGGCAAGGGCACCGAGAGCCACCCACCGGAGGACAACUGGCUCAAGUUCAGGAGUGAGAACAACUGCUUCCUGUACGGGGUCUUCAACGGCUACGAUGGCAACCGGGUGACCAACUUCGUGGCCCAGCGGCUGUCCGCGGAGCUCCUGCUGGGCCAGCUCAGCGCCGAGCACACUGAGGCCGACGUGCGGCGGGUGCUGCUGCAGGCCUUCGACGUGGUGGAGAGGAGCUUCCUGGAGUCCAUUGAUGAUGCCUUGGCCGAGAAAGCGAGCCUCCAGUCCCAGCUGCCUGAGGGUGUUCCUCAGCACCAGCUGCCUCCCCAGUAUCAGAAGAUCCUUGAAAGACUCAAGACGUUGGAGCGGGAGGUUUCGGGAGGAGCCAUGGCCGUCGUGGCAGUCCUUCUCAGCAACAGGCUCUACGUGGCCAAUGUCGGUACGAACCGGGCGCUUUUAUGCAAAUCCACGGUGGAUGGUCUGCAGGUGACGCAGCUGAACAUGGACCACACCACCGAGAACGAGGAUGAGCUCUUCCGGCUCUCGCAGCUGGGUUUGGACGCAGGGAAGCUCAAGCAGGUGGGGGUCAUCUGUGGGCAGGAGAGCACCAGGCGGAUUGGGGAUUACAAGGUCAAGUACGGCUACACUGACAUCGACCUACUCAGCGCUGCCAAGUCCAAGCCGAUCAUCGCAGAGCCGGAAAUCCACGGUGCACAGCCCCUGGACGGGGUGACCGGCUUCCUGGUGCUGAUGUCCGAGGGGCUAUACAAGGCCCUGGAGGCAGCCCACGGGCCUGGGCAGGCCAACCAGGAGAUCGCAGCCAUGAUCGACACAGAGUUUGCCAAGCAGACCUCCCUGGAUGCCGUGGCCCAGGCCGUGGUGGACCGGGUGAAGCGGAUCCACAGUGACACCUUCGCCAGCGGCGGGGAGCGUGCCAAGUUCUGCCCACGGCACGAGGACAUGACCCUGCUGGUGCGGAACUUCGGCUACCCUCUGGGCGAGCUGAGCCAGCCCACGCCGGCCCCAGCCCCAGCCGCAGGAGGACGCGUGUACCCCGUGUCCGUGCCGUACUCGAGCACCCAGAGCACCAGCAAGACCAGCGUGACCCUGUCCCUCGUCAUGCCCUCCCAGGGCCAGCUGGUCAACGGGGCCCACAGUGCUUCCACCCUGGACGAAGCCACGCCCACCCUCACCAAAGCCCGACCCUGACCCUGCAGUCCACCAACACCCACACCCAGAGCAGCAGCUCCAGCUCCGACGGGGGCCUCUUUCGCUCCCGGCCCACCCACUCGCUCCCGCCCGGCGAGGAUGGCCGCGUGGAGCCCUACGUGGACUUCGCGGAGUUCUACCGCCUGUGGAGCGUGGACCACGGCGAGCAGAGUGUGGCGACGGCGCCGUAGCCCGGCCGGGGCGCGCGGCCCACGCAGGACCUCGCCGGGGGGACGGGCCCACCUCUGGGCUGGACGGGCCCUUUCCGGCCCUUUGCCUGUGCUCGGGGGCUGGCGGCCGCCCGGUCCUCGUAGCUCUCAGCCCCCAGCCUUCCAAGCCGUGGAGAAUAUUCUCUGAACACGCCAGCGCAGGCCGACCCCUUGCCAGUGCGGCUGUGCGGAGGCUGGAAGCACUCCCCUGGGUGACCUCAGCCUGGACCAGCACCGUUUCUCAGAACGGGCACCGGUGCAGCUGCCCACGAACCCACCGAGUGAGCCGAACGUGAGGAGGUUCUCCUGUGACCCUGCAUGCCACAGGCCCAGAGCCACUGCUUCCUCAGGGCCACCCCUGUCCUGCCACCACCUCCCCUGGAAGAGCUUGUGGCCACUGCUAGCGCCCCCCUCACCGCUGGGCAGUGGUUCUCUCCUUUCUUCUCCGGCCUCCAGAGCGGAUCCCCAGUUGGUGUGUACACCUUCGGUGCUUGCCUGGACUCACGGGGCCUGGAAUGGCUGCAGAGGGGCCAGGUCACAUGGAAAGGAACUGGAGGGGACUGGCCCAAGGGGAGCCCUGGUCCUAGAGCCCCAGAGGGGGCAGGCAGGCCGGUGCAGGGCCAGCUUCCAAGGGGAGCCGCGGCCAGGGCAGAGGACAGGCAGAUCUCAGCACAGGGCCCUUCCGCCCCCUCCACUACGAAGCCAUCUCCAUUGUAUGGGUGAGAGGCUUUAAAAUCAGUCACAAAGGCUUGGGGACAAAGGGGGUUCUUUUCCAAGGAAGUCUGUGAUACUGUUUGGUCUCUAGAAAUAGAAUCACUUUUUUACCACAGCAGUAAAGAAAUAAUAAAUGGCGGUAUUAUCCGUCAUGGCGUUAA